AAACGCUUGACAGCCGUACUGUCACAACAAGCGAAAAAUUGCGCGAAUAAUUUGUGCUGUGCAUUUGUGCUUCACUUGAUUGUGUCCCGUUCGGUAUUGUUUGGUAAAUCUUUAACCUAAAUACUUAAUUUCAGCAGAGCUUGGGGUGUUUGGGUUUGUUAAGUGUCCUUAGCCAUGGAUGCCGAGCUGCUGAAAACGUGUCACCGUGAGAUAGGUCACAUCGUGUUUGAUGCUAACGAGAAGAUUACUACACGGAGAAUUAGUAACACGUGGAGUUUGGACAGUAAACAGGCUUUGGAGGUGCUCCAGAAAUGGCUCGAAGAGCAGAAAGGGCAGAAGAAGCUUGCGGUGGAGUACGUCGUGCGUGGGAUUGAUAAAAAUGGUAACCUGUUCUUCACCCUGGCCAACACAGAAAGAAUGGAAAAAGUAAGCAAAACCUUCCCCCGGUGCACGAAAAUGCUGUACUCCGUUGAGAUUGCGUCGGAUGUUAGGCCACUGAACGUGGUGAACGAUAACGAGUUCAGUGUGAUGAACAUACGGUUGAAUUCCGAAAAGCGUCAGAUUGCGACUGCCGCCACCCAAAACCCAGUCCCAAAGGAAGCGCCGGCGAAGCCGGACCCGAAACCUUCCAAAUCGAACAUGUUUGCGAUGGCCAGUAAAGCACCGCCGGUGAAGGAAGAGAAACGGUCACCACCAUCAACACCAGCCACACCGUCGGUCAGUGUAAAGGCGGAACCGAAAACGGCUUCACCACCAAAAGCUUCGCCGAAAACGCAAUCACCGAAAAAGGAUACGAAAAAGGCGGUCGCUACAGGGAAGGGAGCCAUAUCAUCGUUUUUCUCUGCGAAACCCGGCCAAUCUGCUGCUGCUGCUGCUGCUGCUCCGAAAGCUCCCAUCAAACAGGAACCACCGUCACCUGCUCCGAUCAAACCGGUGGAAAAGGAAACGAAACCGGUGAAAAAGGAGGAAAAAACACGCAAACGUACCCACACCGAUGACGAUGAUGAGGCCACCGAGGAAGACGAAGACGUCAUCCCGAACACACCCCAGGAGGAUAGGAAGCGGGCCGAUGGUAAGAAACGCCCGAACAAGAAACCUUUGCUGCAGCGCAAAAAGACUUCGAAUCCGUCGAAGAAAUCACGCAUCCUGGAAAUUUGCGACUCGUCCAGCGACGACGAAAUGGACGGGAAGGAAGCGGCCGAACAGCGAAGGGAACGGUUGGUGGAGUUUGAGGAUGAGGAAAUGGGUGACGAGCCGGAGAAGGAGACGGAGCAGGAGGAAACGCGGAAACCGUCCCUUUCGCCAGAAAAGCCCGUCGAGAACGAUUCGAACAGCGUGAACCGUAACCGGGGCAAGGUUAAGAAGCUGAUCACCAAAACCUACACCGAUGAGAAGGGUUAUUUAAUCACCGUGAAGGAUUACGAAAUGGUUUCGGAAGAUGAGUCGGCUGGAGCGGAAAAGGAAACGGCUACACCGACGGACGCCACGAAACCAAAAGCCGCCAGCACCCAGGGCAAAGCGUCCUCCGCAGAGAAGAAGGAAACGCCGCCAACACCGAAAACGAAGCAAGGCUCAAUUAUGAGCUUUUUUGCAAAGAAGUAACACCUAUAGGUCUGAUUGAUUCUCACCGAUGAAGGGUAUCACUUUAAAAUGUUAUGAAAUAAACGGUCCGUUAAAGGCUCGCGUACCGAGUGAAAGAUUAACGUA
Molecule: messenger RNA, 1707 nt
Organism: Anopheles stephensi (Asian malaria mosquito)
Lineage: Eukaryota; Metazoa; Arthropoda; Insecta; Diptera; Culicidae
Gene: PolD3
Product: neurofilament heavy polypeptide
Exons: 4
Coding region: 175-1602 (475 amino acids)
Biological process (GO): nucleotide-excision repair, DNA gap filling; DNA replication; DNA synthesis involved in UV-damage excision repair
Cellular component (GO): delta DNA polymerase complex; nucleus
Molecular function (GO): DNA-directed DNA polymerase activity
Source: RefSeq, a predicted model, not a curated record